This is a messenger RNA of Manihot esculenta (cassava), 3640 nucleotides long. Its product is annotated as DExH-box ATP-dependent RNA helicase DExH18, mitochondrial. The transcript is spliced from 3 exons. The record is from RefSeq and is a predicted model, not a curated record. Gene Ontology annotation, cellular component: mitochondrial degradosome. Bases 273 to 2705 code for a protein of 810 amino acids. Lineage: Eukaryota; Viridiplantae; Streptophyta; Magnoliopsida; Malpighiales; Euphorbiaceae. Gene Ontology annotation, biological process: mitochondrial RNA 3'-end processing; RNA catabolic process. Gene Ontology annotation, molecular function: hydrolase activity, acting on acid anhydrides; ATP binding; RNA helicase activity.
UAAGCCUAGAGCCAGAAGGGUUUAGGGUUUUGUAAGCUUAACCCUGUCCAUCACUUUCCCUUCUCUUUCUCUUUCACAAAAUAAUCCAGGCAGGUAUGCUCCGUAAAUUCCUCUGAACUUCCUUCUCUCUCUCUCUCUCUCUCUCUCUCUCUCUGGGGAACGUUUGCAACUUGAAUUUGGUUUAUUCAAUAUCUGUUGUGUUGAUGAAUUUACUUAACCUUGCAAAUAGAUGAGUUUUAAUUGUAUUUUGUUCUUGUAAAAGUCAGUUUCUAAUGGCAAGAGGUCCUAUUGCGUCUCUCUUUCGAGUCUAUGCGUCAAAAAGUAAGGUUUCCAGGGCUAGGUUUUUACUCUCAAAUCAAAAUUUUCAUUCUUUUAGACCUUGUAACAACUGGGUAUUAGCAAACCAUCAAUUUGUUCCUCCAUUUGAUGUUCCGGACCAUCGGUUUUCAAGUUCGGCAGUCUUAAUCCAUUCUCAGUUGCCCGCGAAUAAUUCAAACUUUGCCCUUUUUAUAAAUGGGAGGUUAUUUUCAUCAUCAUUCCAAGGCAGGGAUGAUGAGAAUGGCAGCAGUGCAGAAUUGGAAGAGAACAAUAAUGUGUAUUUUGUAGAAACUACUAAUGUGGAAGGUGUUAAUAAGAAUACUGUUGAAGAUGGAGUUGAUGAUGUUAAUGAGGAUCCCUUCUCUAAUCCUAUAACUUCUGUAGGGGAACAUGAAAGUCAAGAUAGGGGUAGCAACGAAAUUGUGGGGAAAAAUAAUGUGCAAUUUUGUGAUCCUGUAGAAAUAUAUAAUGAGCUUCGUAAGGCUGAAAAGAAUGAUAGGCUGAAACGGUCUGAGUGGGAGAUUCUACAAGAAAUAUUCUCUUACUUUGCCAACUCUGGCUGGGCCGCCAAUCAGGCUCUUGCGAUUUAUAUUGGCAUGUCAUUUUUCCCCACUGCUGCUCGUAAGUUCCGGAAUUUUUUCUUUAAGAAAUGCUCUUCUCAGCUUUCUAUGUACUUGGUUUCACUUGGUCCAUGCGAUGUUGCUGUUAGGUUCCUUUUUCCUAUAUUUGUUGAAUAUUGCAUAGAAGAGUAUCCUGAUGAAAUUAAGCGCUUUAGAAGUAUGAUUGAGUCAGCAGACCUUACAAAGCCACAUACAUGGUUUCCUUUUGCACGGGCAAUGAAACGAAGAAUUAUAUAUCAUUGUGGCCCAACAAACAGCGGUAAAACUUACAAUGCUCUGCAACGAUUUAUGGAAGCUAAGAAGGGUGUUUAUUGCAGUCCACUUAGGCUCUUGGCAAUGGAAGUUUUUGACAAGGUGAAUGCCCUUGGUGUUUACUGUAGCCUUCAUACAGGACAAGAGAAGAAAAAUGUCCCAUUCUCAAAUCACGUGGCUUGUACUGUGGAAAUGGUGUCAAGUGAUGAAUUGUAUGAUGUGGCUGUCAUUGACGAGAUCCAGAUGAUGGCAGACCCAUUCAGAGGUUAUGCAUGGACAAGAGCAUUGCUUGGUUUGAAGGCUGAUGAGAUUCAUUUGUGUGGAGAUCCUAGUGUUCUGAAUAUUGUCAGAAAGAUAUGUUCAGACACUGGUGAUGAAUUGAUUGAACACCAUUAUGGCAGGUUUAAACCAUUAGUGGUUGAAGCCAAAACUCUGUUGGGAGAUCUUCGAAAUGUUCGAUCUGGGGAUUGUGUGGUUGCAUUCUCAAGAAGAGAGAUUUUUGAGGUCAAAUUGGCAAUUGAGAAACACACCAAGCAUCGUUGUUCUGUUAUUUAUGGCGCCUUACCACCAGAGACUCGUAGACAGCAAGCUAACUUAUUCAAUGAUCAAGAUAAUGAAUUUGAUGUGCUAGUUGCAAGUGAUGCUGUGGGGAUGGGUUUGAAUCUCAAUAUUAGAAGAGUAGUUUUUAACAGUCUUUCAAAGUACAAUGGUGACAAGAUAGUUCCAGUUCCAGCAUCACAGGUGAAGCAGAUUGCUGGAAGAGCUGGGAGGAGAGGAAGCCGCUACCCAGAUGGACUCACUACCACCCUGCAUUCAGAUGAUCUCAGUUAUCUGAUUGAAUGUCUAAAGCAACCUUUUGAGGAAGUAAAGAAAGUGGGUCUCUUUCCUUUCUUUGAGCAGGUUGAAUUAUUUGCUGGACAACUUGCAGAUGUUACUUUUCCGCAACUGCUUGAAAAGUUUGGUGAAAACUGCCGUCUUGAUGGUUCCUACUUCUUAUGCCGGCAUGACCAUAUAAAGAAAGUAGCAUAUAUGUUGGAGAAGGUCCAGGGACUGUCUUUGGAAGACCGUUUCAACUUUUGUUUUGCUCCGGUUAACAUUAGAGACCCAAAAGCAAUGUACCAUCUUCUAAAGUUUGCUUCUUCCUAUAGUCAGAAGGUCCCUGUUGGUAUAGCAAUGGGCAUGCCAAAGGGAUCUGCUCAGAAUGACUCAGAACUCCUAGAUCUCGAAAGUAGACAUCAAGUUCUUUCAGUGUAUCUGUGGUUGUCUAAUCAAUUUAAAGGGGAAACUUUUCCAUAUGUUAAGAAAGCUGAGGCAAUGGCAUCGGAAAUUGCUAAUUUAUUGGGUCAAUCGCUCAUCCAAGCUCGCUGGAAACCAGGAUCAAGGCAGGCUGGGAAACCAAGGCCUCAGCAACAGAAAGGUGGUUGUGAGAAGCCUAGUUCACUCAUCAGACGAUAUAUAGAGAGAAGGAAAGAAAAUGACUCACCACAGGAGUGUUCAGAGAAGGUAGCAGUCUGAUGAAUCUUUCUGUUGCUUCUAUCACACCUCAAGGGAGAAAGGAACCAGGAAAUUGUAGUGUGGUUGAUUGUAGAUACUGGUUGGACAUUAUAUUUUUAAAGAACUGAACUUUUACAGAUGCAUCUUUAAUUUGGUCUCAUGGUGCACUCAAAUAGAAGCUUUGAUCCUGCCUGAUCUACUACAGUUGUUUGACGUGCAUCCACUGGUCCACUUGUGUCUCUCUGGUAGUCCCCAAUCCAAAGUCCUAAAGAUGAUGUAUGCAUGGGUUUCUGAGGGCAUAACUUCCCUCAAACAGCUUACCAAGUGAAAAUAUGCAACCGAGUAUACGAGAUGAGGCAGAGGACAUUAGAUGGUCAGCAACCUCAUGGUCUCUUAGUUUGUAAAAAAUGGUGAUAGAAACUUUUAGCCCUGCCCUUGUCGCGGCACAUUUGGAACAAGCACGCAUAAUCAGUUGCAGCCUUAUGUGAUAGCGAAUUCCUCAAAAUAGUGGUAACUAUGCUAUUUUGAUGUUUGAAUUAAAAUUUAAGAUUUUCCAGCCUCAAGUAUAAUUGCUGGACUGUGUUGAAUUAGCUAGGGAAUGUCAUGUGAUGUUCUCUACUGUUCUUUGCGCCACGUUGAAUAUUAAUAAGUUUUUCUGUGCAAUCAUACAGCAUUUUUGUUGGACCUGAUCAGCUCAAUAAAAGAUGGAAAAGUCUAUGCUGUCAUAAUGCAGUUUAAAACAGGUAGACUAAGUUUUGUUUAUUUGUUUGUUUGUCAGCAUUGCCAAGAAUGUGAAGUCUGCUAAAAGUGGUCUCACAUGCCUUGGAGCAGUAUCUUCAUGGCAUCAUUUUAAAUUCGUCACUUCUCAUAGAAUGUAGUAGUUAUUCACGAAAUAAAUUAAAAGUACACAAAUAAUUUUUAUUUUUUAUUUAAAUAUACAAAUGAUAUUAUUAGUA